ACUGCAGUAGCAGCCCGCAGCACACGCAGCCCCUUCUGUCCCGAGGGACUCCUGCUCCCCAGGAGCACCAGGGCACGUCACUGCUGGGUAUUUGAAGGCUCCUGGCACAGUUUCCUUCGCAGUGGGGUAAGCAGUCUAGCAGGUGUGUUGGGAGUAAAGCCGCGCUGUGAAGAAGGUGAGCUGAAAGAAAACCCUCCUGCGACCCAAAGAUGCCCAAAUUUAUUGUUAACACAAAUGUAAGCAAGGACAAAGUUCCUGAAUCUUUCACAGGAGAGCUCACCCAGCAGUUAUCAAAGGCAAUGGGAAAACCAGCACAGUAUCUAGCAAUACAGAUCUCUCCUGAUCAGGUGAUGUCCUUCGGCGGCUCCACAGACCCCUGUGCUAUGUGCUUUCUUUACAGCAUUGGGAAGAUAGGAGAGCAGGAGAACAAGGUCUACUCCAAAUUGCUCUGUGACCUGCUGAACAAACAGCUGAAAAUACCAUCUGACAGAAUUUAUGUCAGCUUCUUUGAGAUCAGUGCUGCCAACGUGGGCUGGAACAACACCACCUUUGCUUGAGGUGUUCUGGGGUGGUGACAGCUUAUUCCUGAGCACUCACCAUGAUUUCUGAGCACUGCAGCUCUAGCUGUGUUGUCUGCGUAUACCACAAGUGUAAAAGCCAGCGGUGCUACCCACUGCUGUCCUAACAUCUUGUCUGCUGCCUCAAUAAAAGUAGAA
This is a messenger RNA of Oxyura jamaicensis (ruddy duck), 716 nucleotides long. RefSeq names its product macrophage migration inhibitory factor-like. The record is from RefSeq and is a predicted model, not a curated record. NCBI's taxonomy places the organism in Eukaryota, Metazoa, Chordata, Aves, Anseriformes, Anatidae. Bases 210 to 557 code for a protein of 115 amino acids. The transcript is spliced from 3 exons. Gene Ontology annotation, molecular function: cytokine activity; phenylpyruvate tautomerase activity.